GCCAGCUGGUGCUAUUGUAUUGUGUUGACAGUUUGCGUUGCGCUGCGUUUAUUAUUGUUUGUUUUCUUCAUUUCUGCAUUGUGUACAGCAUAUUUGCGUAUGUGCGUACACAUUUUCCUUCCGCACGCCAGCGGAUCGAACGAGUAUUGUUCAACUAUUUUUGGGGCGGUUUCCUCUCCUGCAUUCCUGCACCAGCACGUCCAUACUGCUGUGAUAUCUCUCCGCACGCUUGCCAUACGGAUGCCAAGGUGGAACAGCUGGUGCCUGUUUUGCAGCGUUUGGAUCUGUUCAUGAGAGUCUGGUCUGCCGGUAUGGCAAACGAGAUGACGACGGAACAGCAUCCGGCGGUUGGUGGUGAUGCGGGCGGCGCUGCCUACCUAUCGCCGCUCGUAUCGGUUGGUGCCUGUUUUGUGAUAUCCAUAAUUUAUGUCGCCAGCCUGUACGUGUGGAACUCGAAGCACGAUCGUGACCAUCCUUCAACCAUAAAGCGGCGAUUUUUCAGCGUAUUUGUGGUAAUGCUCGUAGCCCCAUUUUUCGUGCUAACCCUUACCAGUAAGGACGUGUUCCAGCGCUACACCGUGUGGCAGAUCAUGGGGUUCCGGCAGGAAGGAUUGUUUACCGCCACGUUCGUACCGCUGCUGCUCACGAUGGUUCUGUUUCUUGGUCCGCUAAGCGUGCAGCUAUCAAACGGCAUUUGGCGCAUCUACUCCGAACCGAUGUACUGGAUGAAUGCUGUGCGCAAUUUGGUCUGGUUACGGAAUCAUCUAGUUGCGCCCCUUUCGGAAGAGUUCACCUUUCGUGCCUGCAUGCUGCCCUUGCUGCUGCAAACGUUUCGACCAUCGAUCGCGAUGCUGAUAACGCCGCUACUGUUCGGGCUGGCCCACCUGCACCACAUCAAGGAGCGGCUGCAGAAUGGGCGUCCGCUGCGGGAAGUGCUGAUAGUGUCGUUCUUUCAAUUUUUCUACACCACCAUCUUUGGCAUCUACUCGGCCCAUCUGUUUGUGCGGUCGGGGCACUUUGUCGCACCGUUUGUGGUGCAUGCGUUCUGCAACCAUAUGGGCUUUCCCGACGUGCAGGAGGUCCAAUCGCAACCGCACCGGAAAAAGUAUCUUUUCGUCGGCUUUUACGUGCUGGGGUUGGUUGGGUGGAUUGCGCUUUUGCCCACGCUAACCACACCAAGCUGGUACGCUAAUAAUCUGUUUUGGGCUGCUGAACUGUAACUGUGUAGGAAGGACGAGAGAGGAUCCCUGGUGCCAUUACACUAGUACUACCUAGCUGCCUGUUUGUUCCAUGCUAUGUGUUCCAUGUCUUGCUGUAGAAUAAGUCGGUUAGCAGACCGGUGUAACUAACAGUUUUCCUUUGUGUGUGUGUGUAUGUGUGUGUGAAUGUUUUCUGUUUGUUUUCCGUCGAAUGUAAAUGUGUGUUAUAGCUUUUGUUUUAGAAAAUUGGUAUGGAAAGUGACAGUGUAUAGAACGCGUACGGUUAAAGUGAUCCUUACAGAAAUAUCUAAAAUAGUGAAAAAUAUACAUCAACAGCAGUGAAACGUGAAAGAAUGCAUUUUUAAAAUUGUAGGUUUAUUAUUCAAUACCGCAUUACGGCAACGGUAAUUGCUGCAUGUUGUAAGGAUGUAAGCUGUUAGGAGCAUAUUCACAAACGGUCACUCUAGUGCACUUCAAAGUUUAAAGAGAAAACAAUAAACACGCUGACCGUAGUCGAAUGCCAAGAUGGUCUUAAAUAUGUUUCGUUUCCUCAAAUCAAGUAUGAAUUGUAUUAUGUUUGAUUGAAACCCAAUAAAAAAUGUAGUGAAACUUCAACAA
This is a messenger RNA of Anopheles stephensi (Asian malaria mosquito), 1817 nucleotides long. It is a transcript of the gene Sras, whose product is annotated as CAAX prenyl protease 2. The record is from RefSeq and is a predicted model, not a curated record. Gene Ontology annotation, molecular function: metalloendopeptidase activity. The transcript is spliced from 2 exons. The coding region runs from base 291 to 1220 and encodes 309 amino acids. Lineage: Eukaryota; Metazoa; Arthropoda; Insecta; Diptera; Culicidae. Gene Ontology annotation, biological process: CAAX-box protein processing. Gene Ontology annotation, cellular component: endoplasmic reticulum membrane.